UCCUUGGCUUCUGCGGAACGACUCACCCACACCAUGGGCAAUUUGGUCAGCAGACCCAGCUGCUUGGGGGAAAAGAGCAGAAAGUCUGAGAAGCUUCUUAAGGAGUGCUGUCUGAAGAAGGAGACAGUGGUUGACAUUACAAGCCUUAGGAAUAACGCAGAGAUCUGCACAAGCUCAGGGGAAAAGAAACAGAAUGAACUGGUGAUCGAAAAAGAGUUAAAUGUCACACCUACGUCUUGUAAGAGCUCAAGGAACGAGCCUCUGCCUAAGCAGAACAACACUGAAGCCAAGAUCCAGAAUGGGGCAGUCAGAACCCAAUCGCCCAAAUCCACUCCAGACCAUGUGGCAAAUGUCUGGACUCCACAAAGGGGGACACUGCAAAGAGCAUCUGGGAGUAGUUGGUCAUGGAAGCCUUAUGCCACCAAAGAGGUGACAGAAGUGACAGAGGUGACAGAAACCGUUGUCACAGAGAUUGUGGAGGUUACUCAGUACCCGUCAGGUGACAAGAGUGGGGAGCCUAUUGUCACCAGGACUGUGAAGGUGCUAACAGGAUGUGCAGGGGAGAUGUCCGAGGUGCAGUCCAGCAGAGAGGUACAGACAGAAUCUCAGUAUCGAAUGGGCCAAUGGGACUCCUUCAGCCAUACAAUUGCUCAGCGAGCUCUCACAUUGCCAGAGGAUUGGCAGAGCUCAGAGCCCCAAGAGUCAUUGGAAACUAUCUUGACAUGGAUAACAGAUAUGGAAGAGCUUACUGAGGUCCAGAAAUCUCCAUCAUCUGAAGCCAAAGUUGUCAAAGCUCAGCUUCAGGAGCAGAAGCUUCUCCAACGGCUGUUAGAGGAGAGGAGGCCCAAGAUAGAGAGAGUUCUACAUGACAAGAAGUCACCAUCGCAGCCUCUUCCUAUUGAGGGUGUAGAAGCAAAGCAACUAGUCAAUCCACUCUCACACCUUCAGGAGCGAUUUGAUACACUCAUCCAAAAGGCAGAGGCCAGGCAUCGUCACUUGGAGCAGAUUGUUCCAGCCGCACAAAGAUUUCAGGAAGCACUAGAUGCCUUCCAAGACUGGGUUAAUGCCACAGAGAGACAGCUGGCCGAACUCUGGAGAGCCAAAGGGUCUAUGAGUCAAAUUGAGAAUGUUCACCAGCAGGUCCAGCUUCUGUGUCAGGAAAUUCAGUCUAAGCCAGGAGAUUUGGAAGAUGUUCUGGAGAGAGGCCAGAUGUUGCUGGAAAUGGUGGCAGGAGAGGAAGCUCAGCUGAGUCAGGAGAAGAUGGAUGCUCUGAGGGUGCGAUACUUAAUUAUAUCACAGAGCACAGGGGAUAUCCUGCUGAGACUGGAGCAGACACUGGAAGCCACAUCACGACUUGACCCUUCACAGGAAGAUGUGUCCCUCUGGCUGGGACGUAUGGAGAAGCUGGUGUCUUCCUGCAGCAGUGAGAGGGAAGAACUGACCUUAACUGACACUGAGAAGGUGUGA
Bombina bombina (fire-bellied toad) is the source of this 1467-nucleotide messenger RNA. RefSeq names its product microtubule-actin cross-linking factor 1, isoforms 6/7-like. Bases 34 to 1467 code for a protein of 477 amino acids. Lineage: Eukaryota; Metazoa; Chordata; Amphibia; Anura; Bombinatoridae. The transcript is spliced from 7 exons. The record is from RefSeq and is a predicted model, not a curated record. Gene Ontology annotation, molecular function: structural molecule activity; microtubule binding. Gene Ontology annotation, cellular component: membrane; intermediate filament; hemidesmosome. Gene Ontology annotation, biological process: hemidesmosome assembly; intermediate filament cytoskeleton organization; cytoplasmic microtubule organization.